Molecule: messenger RNA, 1678 nt
Organism: Impatiens glandulifera
Lineage: Eukaryota; Viridiplantae; Streptophyta; Magnoliopsida; Ericales; Balsaminaceae
Exons: 4
Coding region: 298-1521 (407 amino acids)
Source: RefSeq, a predicted model, not a curated record
UUCUCUAGAGAGAGAGUUCGUAAUCAAAGCUUGCAAAUUUGUGAGAAAUUCUAAGAGGGUUUUGGAUUGAAUCGGCGAUUCAUAAUCCAUAGAGAAAUGGUUUGUGAAUUCCAUUUCUAACAUAUAUUCGGGAGGUUGAAGAAGAAGAAAAAGAUUGUAUGCUUUAUAAUUAUGGUGGGGAGGUUUGAUUUUGAGUGAAUUUCAAGUUAUAAAGUUGAUUUACUGAGAUUUGGGAAACAGAGAAAACUAAAGCUUUAUGGCAAAGGGUAAUUGAGUUAUGUUGCUGUUUUAAGGAAAAUGGAUCCUCAAAUUUUCAUUAGAUUAUCUAUAGAUUCCUUAGGAUUGAGAAUUCCCGGGACAACAGCAACAACAAAAUCGGGGAUUCGUAUAAUUUCUUCACCAUGUUCAUGCGAAAUUCGCCUCAGAGGUUUUCCAGUUCAAACAAAGUCAGUUCCCUUUGUUUCAGUUUCCGAAGCAAUACAUCCAACCAAUGCUGCUUCUUCAAGCUUCUAUCUUGAAGAAUCUGAUUUAAAAGCAUUAAGAACUCCCAAUUGUUUUUAUGCUCCUCAAGGAGGGUUUCUGGAGAUCAUCGUUUUCGCAGGUAGGAAAGGUUCUCAUUGUGGUGUUGGGAUCAAAAGACAACAAAUUGGAACUUUUAGAUUGGAAAUAGGGCAAGAAUGGUGUUUAGGGAAGGCAAUGGUUCUCUGUAAUGGCUGGGUUGGUAUUGGGAAGAACAAUGGAAAGCCCGAUGCUGAGCUUCAUUUACGGGUCAGGUUGGAUCCAGAUCCGAGAUUCGUUUUUCAAUUUGAAGACGAGAUUAAGCUUAGUCCUCAAGUUGUUCAACUUCGAGGUUCGAUCAAGCAGCCGCUUUUUAGCUGCAAGUUUAGCCGAGACAGAGUAUCUUCAAUUGACGGUUCCGAGCAAGAUACAGGCAAACGAGAACGAAAAGGAUGGAAGGUGAAGAUACACGAUCUCUCUGGCUCGGUUGUGGCUGCAACAUUUAUAACCACACCCUUCGUACCAUCAUCUGGCUGUGAUUGGGUUGCUAGGUCCAACCCGGGAGCUUGGCUAAUAGCGCGUCCCGAUGCAUGUCGUCCCGAGAGCUGGCAUCCCUGGGGAAAACUCGAAGCCUGGCGUGAUCGUAGUGGGACCCGUGACGCUGUAUGUUGUCGUUUCCGCCUCCUAUCAGAGAAUCUCCCGGAAGAUGGGAAAGAUGCCUUAGUUUCUGAAGUUUUAAUUAGUACGGAAAAGGGUGGCGAGUUUUUCAUCGAUACUGAUAGGCAUCUCCGUGCUGGACCGACGCCGGAUAUUAGUGGCGGAGGGUUUGUGAUGAGUUGUAGAGUUCAAGGGGAAGGGAAGAGUAGUAAACCGAUGGUUCAGCUGGCGAUGAAACAUAUUACUUGUGUGGAAGAUGCAGCGAUCUUUAUGGCAUUGGCGGCUGCAGUGGAUCUAAGUAUCGAGGCUUGUCGACCUUUUAGGAAAAAGUUGAGGAUUAGAAGAGGAUACACCAAUUCAUGGUAAUUGAAUCUUUAUAUAUUAUCCAUUGCUGACUUACUGAUUAUAGUUUGAAGUUAUGAUGAUACAUAUGUUUUUAUGCAAAUUGUGAUUGAGGAUUAGAACAGGAAACUAACAUUAAUGGUUUAUUGACUUUAUUAUUCUCAAAUCUUUAUUUUCUCCA